AUGUGUGAAAAAAAGGUGUAUAAGCCCGCGGUGUCUCAUCGUGACCUGAACAGCCGGAAUGUUCUGGUGCGUAACGACGGCACGUGUGUCAUCAGUGACUUCGGCCUCUCCAUGAAACUCACUGGCAACCGCCUGCUACGCCCAGGAGAGGAGGAGAACGCAGCCAUCAGCGAGGUGGGUACUAUCCGCUACAUGGCGCCUGAGGUCCUGGAAGGUGCGGUGAAUCUGAGAGACUGCGAGUCGGCUCUGAAGCAAGUGGACAUGUACGCACUGGGCCUCAUCUACUGGGAGAUCUUCAUGAGAUGCACCGACCUGUUCCCAGGGGAGAGUGUUCCGGAGUACCAGAUGGCGUUCCAGGCGGAGGCGGGGAACCACCCGUCCUUUGAGGACAUGCAGCUACUGGUCAGCAGGGAGAAGCAGAGGCCCAAGUUCCCCGAAGCAUGGAAGGAGAACAGCCUGGCGGUGCGUUCUCUAAAGGAGACGAUGGAUGACUGCUGGGAUCAGGAUGCGGAGGCCCGCCUGACAGCUCAGUGUGCAGAGGAGCGGCUGGCGGAGCUGAUGCUGAUAUGGGACCGCAGCAAACCAGUCAGCCCCACACUCAACCCCAUGACUACUACAGCACUGCACAAUGAGAGGAAUCUGACGUCCAGUCGUCGCUUGGCCAACCUGCCCCCCUACCCCGACUUCUCCUCCUCCUCCUACAUCGAGGACCAGGAAGUAGGGGGUGUGGUCAAGAACCUGCAGGCCGACGCCCCCUUCUCCUCAUCAUGUCCCACCCCUGCCACCUCCCUACUGGCCAAUGGCGUGUCAGCAUUCGGACCGGGAGCCAAUGGCAUUGCGGGGAUGGGGGUGGUGGUGGAGAAGAACCGUAACUCCAUCAACUACGAGAGGCAACAGGCUCAGCAACAGGCCCAGCAGCAGGCCGGCUCUCAACCGGGUCCGGGCCAGGCUCAGACGGGGUUCGGAAUCGGAUCCGGCCCUGGUGCUGGUCUGGGUCUCAGUAAUGGCGCCGUUCCUGGCGCUGGCCUCGGUCUUGGUUCUGCUGGUGGUUCUGGCGUGUCGGGUCACGGUGCUGGUGGUGUUGGUGGGGGUGCACAACCACAGCAGCAGCAGCCGAGUCCCGAUGGGGGGGGCAGCUCCACUGGCAGCCUGAGUCUCAGCCUGAGCCUGAGUCUGAGUGGGGGCUCCAGCGGCGCCACCUGCAGUACCACGGUGGCAACUACCCCCGGAUCCAUCUCAGCAGCCUCCUCCGCACUCAUGGGGGGCUCCGACGCAUCAGCAGCAGCAGCUAUGGGGGGGCUGGGCUCGCUCUCGGCCGAUGACGCAGGGCUUGGACCAGGGAUGCUGAGUAGUGGAGUAAGUGGUGGUGGUGGUGGGAGUGUUAUGAACGGACCUGGAGCUGCGUUGUUGGGUGGCAGCUCCGGUUCUGGUGGCGGGUCGUCGUCAACGGUUCCGGCGUGCCUGCAGCUGACCCAGGAGGACCUGGAGCCCAGCAAGCUGGACCCGCGCGAAGUGGACCGCAACCUGAAGGAGAGCUCUGACGAGAACCUGAUGGAGCACUCGCUCAAGCAGUUCAGCAGCGGCAGUGGUGGUGCUGGCACCAACAACACCAUCGACCCACUGGGCCCUAAUGGCACCGGCGCCAUUACCAGUCUGCGAGCCGGGUCGGGGUUGGGCUCUGGGUCGGGAGGUGACUCUGCUGCGGCGGCGUUGUCGGCGGCAGGGGGUGUUAUUGUUAACGGUGUUGGUGGUUCUGACCCGAUGGGCAUGAGCAUGGGGCUGUUCCCACUCCCCAAACAACAGAACCUGCCCAAGAGACCCAGCAGCCUCCCUCUGGCCCCAAAACAACCCACCGCUAACACCACCACCACUUCCUCCUCCUCCUCCUCCUCCUCCUCCUCUCGUUCGCGUCUCCACAACCACAAGUCCAACCUGCGACAGCUGGAGGCAGUGGGCGGAGCCAAGAUCAACUCCAACUCCAACUCCGCCCCUCUGGUCGCCACGGGCAACGAGGCCCAGCCGGUUGCUGUGAGCAACGGAGCUGUCGGCAAUGGCGGGCGGUCUGCUGUGGUUGUCAACGGUUACGCCGGGGGAGGCAACAGCAACCCUGCGGGGCCCCGACAGGACGUGGAUGGGCGGGGCUUAUCAGAGCAAGAUGGCCGCCUGCUAGCCAGCAUUGCCAGCAGCCCUGACGAGCAUGAGCCUCUGCUGCGCACAAACAGUAACAACAACAACAACAACAAGAUGGCCGCCACGGCAGCACACUCGCACUCGCGCAGUCUCAGCAACACACACGCCGGCGCUAAUAAUAAUGUGUGAGCAUAUGUGUGUGUGUGUGGGAGCGUAUGUGUGUGUGUAUGAUAAUGGGUCUUGGCAGGAUUCCUUUUCAAAACUGAAUGACUAGCCCCUCCCAACACGUCAGCUCCACCAAUCCCCUUUCAGCCUGUAGGGGCGGGACUAGAACGCUCUGUGGAACACUGGACUGACCAAUCAGAGCUUGAGGGGGCUUGAGAAAGGGGUGGAGGAAAGAGGACACCAAGACUGGAUAUUUCUCAAA
Engraulis encrasicolus (European anchovy) is the source of this 2557-nucleotide messenger RNA. Its product is annotated as bone morphogenetic protein receptor type-2-like. Gene Ontology annotation, cellular component: signaling receptor complex; plasma membrane. The coding region runs from base 1 to 2319 and encodes 772 amino acids. The record is from RefSeq and is a predicted model, not a curated record. Lineage: Eukaryota; Metazoa; Chordata; Actinopteri; Clupeiformes; Engraulidae. Gene Ontology annotation, molecular function: transforming growth factor beta receptor activity; ATP binding. The transcript is spliced from 6 exons. Gene Ontology annotation, biological process: protein phosphorylation; cellular response to growth factor stimulus; BMP signaling pathway.